Molecule: messenger RNA, 3033 nt
Organism: Drosophila erecta
Lineage: Eukaryota; Metazoa; Arthropoda; Insecta; Diptera; Drosophilidae
Gene: zf30C
Product: zinc finger protein 768
Exons: 4
Coding region: 461-2797 (778 amino acids)
Biological process (GO): regulation of transcription by RNA polymerase II
Cellular component (GO): chromosome
Molecular function (GO): chromatin insulator sequence binding; DNA-binding transcription factor activity, RNA polymerase II-specific; RNA polymerase II cis-regulatory region sequence-specific DNA binding
Source: RefSeq, a predicted model, not a curated record
UGCUGUGGGCGAACCAGUUCCGCCGCUCAAAUGAGCGCUGCGACCAGGGCUGCGUUGCCACCCUCGAGCUGCACAAAGAAAAAUAAUUUACUCGCCAGCAGCGCAUUGGCGUUUUUUCAUUUUUUAAAGUGUACUUAAGAGUUGUUAAUAUUUUUCGCAGUGCUCGGCCCGACCACAACAAACAAUAAUAGCCGAAUAAUAGUGUGAGUGAAAAUGCGGCGAGCUGCAUUCGGCGCAAAACCAAGUGUUCCGCAGCACCCAAAGCCCAAAUCGAACAACUCGAAAUCGGAAUCAGGCGAAGCCAUCAUUAGCGAGACAUUUGUAUUUGUCUGACCCCUCAGCGGUGUCUGAGAAUCUCGGAGAGUCGUCGUGGAGAGGAAAGGAGAGAGCAGUAGCAGAAGCAGAAGCAGAACAGGGCCCACAAUCCAAGUCCAAGGAAGCACCACUCGACCGAACCGAUAUGGAAACCGAGUCGAUGGCUCCAAGCAGCAGUGCGGCGGCUGCAGCCACCAAACUCCUGGUGGAGAUCACCACCGACGGAAUACCCAAGCUGCACUGCCCGGUGUGCAACAAGGCGCUGGUCUCCCUGGCCGGAUAUGUGAAGCACGUGAAGAAGCACCAGCCGCCGGGCGGCUUCGAGUGCCGGCACUGUGAUGCUCGGUUUUGUCACGAGGAGGAGCUGACCCAGCACGCAAAGGAUGAGCACGGAGUCACCGGCCCGGUAGCUGGCCAGGAGCGAAAACCCUUCGUAUGCGAGAAGUGCGGGGCGGAGUACAAGUACCAGGAGGCAUACCGUCGCCACUGCAGGACCAAGUGUGGCGAGGAAAAGCUGCCGAGGGAGGAGUCCCGACCAAUGGAGUGCAAGUGCUGCUACACCCGCUUUUCAAGCGCCUCCAAUCUAUCCAAGCAUCGACGUAGUCGUCCCGACACUUGUGGUCAGCAGGAGUACGAUUCACCCGGCUCAUCUGAUGUGAUGCAGAAUCGAAAGACCUUCCGCAAGAAGGGCAGAAAGAGGGACUCUGAUGAUGAAGAUACCACCACCGAAGAAUCGGAGGUUGAUAGCGAUGAUGACAUUCCUCUGGCCAGUCGACUGAAGACGAAGCUCAAGCAGGAGAGCCAGAACUCGGACUCAGGUGACGAGUGUCCCGACUUCGAACCCAACAACAGUGAAGACGAUGCGGAUGCAUCCGGAUUCCAGCUUCCUCCGCCGGCUAUGGUCAAGGUGGAGGCCUUUGACGAAGAGGAUUUCGAGUACCAGGACGCCAGCAUGUAUGUGAAGACCGAAAGCACCGAUAUAUUUAGCAACGAAAAGGAUAAGCUGCUGGAUGUGCUGCUCAAUGAGGGUGAUGGUUUAAAGCCCUUCGAGAGCUUGAAGGUGGAACAGGGCGCUGGAAUACUGGACGAGAUUGCGGCCGUGCCGCUGGUGGAGGUUGCGGAAGAAGAUGUCUUAGCCCUAAGGGGUCAUCAAAUGGAAAAACCUCCCGGACCACGAAAGCGCGGCAGACCGCCAAAGGAAAAGAUACCUGUGGUUAAGAGAAAGUAUCGCAAGCGAAACGCACCUAGAUCGCCCUCGCCUGAUGAUUCAUCGGGUACACCAAAACGCGUAGCUAAGAUCAGCAAAAAGGAGCUAAAGGAGCGCCUUAAGAUGAUCAAUAAGAUGGAAAAAUCCUGGAAGUGUCCUCACUGCGUAAAAAUCUACCACAUCCGCAAGCCGUACGAGAAGCAUUUGCGCGAUGAUCACAAGUUAAAUGAGGCGGAAAUGAAAGAGAUCUUCAAGGACGUGGAUGUCCAUGCUAAGCUGGACGAGGAGGUCUUCAAGUGUCCCAUAUGCAGCAAAAUCUAUUUGGUGGAGAAGCGCUUGGUCACCCACAUGAAGGUGCAUGGCGAAGAUGGCAAGCUAACUUUCAAGUGCCCAUGUUACUGCAACCUGUUCUUCGCCACCAAGGAACAGGCUACAGAGCAUGCUCGGGCCCAGCACAAGGAACUGCUCUACUGCGAAAAAUGCGACAAGUACAUGACCGGCCAUGACAGUCUCAAGAACCACGAACGCAAUUUCCACUCGAAGAAGGAGCCGCGCAGCCAGCAGCGCAACCUCAUAUGCGACAAAUGCGGCAAGAAGUUCACCGGACGCACCUCGCUCUCUGACCACGUUCGUUCUGACUGCGGCCGCCUACCACUCUACGGCUGCAGCGUUUGCGGCAAGCAUUUGUCCACCGCUGGUAUUCUCAAGACGCACAUGCUCCUUCACAAGGCAGACACUCCGUACCAGUGCGACAAGUGCGGCAAGACAUUCAAGGUGAAGGCGCAAUACAAGUCGCACUUGAAGACGCGGCACACGGACUACAAGCCGUACAAGUGCCACCUGUGUCCCAAGGAGUAUCCGUACAGGGAGAGUCUGCUCACCCACAUGACCGUGCACACAGGCAUCAAGCGUUUCCUGUGCAAUAACUGCGGCAAGCGAUUCACUUGCAUCUCCAACUUGCAGGCCCAUCGCAAGGUGCACGCCGACACCUGCGGCCAGUUGCCUUUGAAUGCCAAGGCCACGCAGUACAUGGGCGUGCAGCGCGGAAAACUCUUGAUGGGCGCCAAGCCAGAGGCGGGCAUGGAGUACGAGGAGACCAAGACCUUGAUCGCCCAGGAUGUCAUCGACAGGGACAUGCCAAUGGCCCAGGAGCUCAACUUCCCAUCCGACGGCUCAGCGCCAUUGGCCACUGUGCCCUUGAACUAUGCCUCCACACACCUGGUGCCACACAUCGUACUGCAGACCAUGCAAGCCGAGGCCCGGCGAUUGGAAUAACUUCGGAACACAUUCAUUUAGCGAUCCCACUCAAUAAAGAUGCUUUUGUAAACGGAUGCGUAUUCUACUGUACAACAAAUGGGAUGAUAACUACAUUAUAUCUACUUAAUGACUGGAUUAAUUAAAUAACAUUGAAAAUAAAUAAGCUACAUAAAAUUGAUGUAGAUGAAGGUUUAACGCCAUACGGACCUGUCAAAAAACAUUUAAGAAAAAUAAAUUUCCUUAUAAAAACAAGC